CCGAGUCAUUCGACGGCGCCGCUGGACGAGCGGCCUGCGAGGGCUCGCCCGGGGACAGCCGCCGUCCCGGAGACGCUGGGGGCGGCGUCGGACGCCAUCGCCCGGGAGCGGCGCCGCAUCCGGCGCAAGGUGCUGGGCGGCGGCGUGCGCCCCGACUGGUUCAACUUCGACGAUGUACCGGAGGAGACGCCCGCGCCCGCCGCCGCCCCUUCGCCCGCCUCCACGCCACCCACCCCACCGCAAGCAGUCGUGAUGACUCCCACGUCCCCGUUCCCCAUCGCCCCGCAGUGGGUCAACGCAGACGGUCAGCCGAUAGCAUUCAUGCCACCGCAGCCGUUUCUCCAACAUCCUGGAAUGGCUGUUCCCGGGUUCCCGCCUCAAAACAUGUACUACAUAGUGCCGAAACAGGACGCCUCAGGGCACAGCGUUGCGGCUCCCAUGGAGUGCGGGAUGUUCUACAACUACCCAAACAAUGCAAUGAUCCAAAUUAUGCCAACGCCAUCUCAAACCCAAAUGCUUGAUUGCCAAGGAGACGCGGCCUCUCCCUCUUGUCUUGUUCAUCGGCAAUCCAAAGAGCAAGUUCUAAGCGAUGCAGAUUCGUCCGGGGAUGCUCCAUCUAGCAAUCUGCACGAAAAGGUUUGUUUCAAGUUAAACGGAAAGUAG
Gryllus bimaculatus (two-spotted cricket) is the source of this 663-nucleotide messenger RNA. Lineage: Eukaryota; Metazoa; Arthropoda; Insecta; Orthoptera; Gryllidae. The record is from the annotation of a GenBank genome assembly.